This is a messenger RNA of Chelmon rostratus (copperband butterflyfish), 2169 nucleotides long. RefSeq names its product metallophosphoesterase 1 (gene mppe1). Gene Ontology annotation, cellular component: endoplasmic reticulum-Golgi intermediate compartment. The transcript is spliced from 9 exons. Lineage: Eukaryota; Metazoa; Chordata; Actinopteri; Chaetodontiformes; Chaetodontidae. Gene Ontology annotation, molecular function: phosphoric diester hydrolase activity. The record is from RefSeq and is a predicted model, not a curated record. The coding region runs from base 285 to 1469 and encodes 394 amino acids. Gene Ontology annotation, biological process: endoplasmic reticulum to Golgi vesicle-mediated transport; GPI anchor biosynthetic process.
UCUUGAGCGGAGAGGCGCUGUGAUCGGCGGACAGCGGCAAGCUGCUGCUCUCUUCUCGAGCAGAGGACGUUUUUAACUUUUCAUCUCACACCGUGAACCUCCGGCGCUCGACGCGCAGCUCCUCGCUUUGUUCAUCCGGCGCGUCUUCGCAGCUACUUGCCAUGAGCAUCACACGGCUGGAGACCUGAGCAGCGGGGUCUGGAAGAGGGGAAGAUGCCUCAUGGACCGCUCCAUCACCGCCAGUGCGCCAGUUCAGGGCAUCCCAAACGAAAAAUAACAAAGACAUGCCGAGGUUCAGCGUCAAAUGGAUGGUCGCCGCGCUGCUGAUUCUCGUGGUCGGCGGCGCCUUCUUCUUCUGCGAGUAUCUCAUUUACUUCCCCACCAUCCUCAAGUGCGCCUGGCCGAAGAUCAGCCAUGCCCGGGGCGGAGAGGGCAUCGACGGCCGGCCGAUGGACUCCGCGGUCCGCGCCAUGGUGCUGUCGGACACCCACCUCCUCGGAGCCGUCGGGGGACACUGGUUCGACAAGCUGAGGAGGGAAUGGCAGAUGGAGAGAGCUUUCCAGACCGCUCUCUGGCUGCUCAGGCCCGAAAUAGUGUUUAUUCUCGGGGAUAUCUUCGACGAAGGCAAGUUGAGCUCGCAGAAGCACUGGGAGGAUGACGUGCGCCGCUUCCACAGGAUGUUCAGACACUCCACUGACACAGAACUGGUCGUGCUGGUCGGAAAUCACGACAUCGGAUUCCACUACGAGAUGGACUGGUUCAAGCUGCAGCGCUUUGAGAAGGUCUUCAACGCCUCCUCCACCAGGAUCGUCACCAAGAAGGGAGUCAAUUUUCUGCUGGUGAACAGCGUGGCCCUGCACGGCGACGGCUGCCCCAUCUGCCAGUCGGUGGAGAAGGAGCUGAUCAAGCUCUCCAGAGACCUCAACUGUUCUCUUCAGAACUCGCAGGCCGGCGGCGGAGUGACGGACAGCUGCGAGGGCUCGCAGGUGUACCCUCCCACACCUCCCAUCAUGCUGCAGCACUAUCCUCUGUACAGAGUGAGCGAUGCCGGCUGCACAGGACUGGAUGCUGCACCGCCUAAAGAGCGACACCUGCUGUUCAGAGAGAAGUAUGAUGUGUUGUCGAAGGAGGCCUCACAGAGGCUGCUGCAGUGGUUUAAGCCCCGCCUCAUCCUCAGCGGACACACCCACAGCGGAUGUGAGGUUCUCCAUGACAACAAGUACCCAGAAAUCAGCGUGCCGUCCUUCAGCUGGAGGAACAGGAACAACCCCAGCUUCAUUCUGGCGUCGGUGUCACCCGGCAGCUACACUCUGUCCAAGUGCUUCCUGCCGGAGGAGAGCACGGUGAUCGGCGUGUACUGCUCGGCCGGCGCCUGCCUGCUGCUGCUGUUCCUGGCUCACUGCAUGUGGAUGAAAGGCCUGCUGCAGUGCCUCAGCCUCUGCCUGCUGGGGAAGCACAAGUCGCUGUGAACCACGUUGCCCAGAGUGCACCUCGUCGCCCGGGGCUGAGCAACGGAGGUGGGAAAUACCUGACGCGAGGACUUGCAAAUGUGACGUUCCUCUUCCGAACGGGUCAAAAAAUCUGUUCAUACAACCUCGAUUUGUUUGUCCAAAUGUUUUGCGGCGCUGUGACGGACACAGUAUAUAUUUUAAAUGUCUUUAAAGGACUUUGUCACUGCUGAUGAUGACGUGGUCGUACCCUGUGACGGCACGGCACACUUGGGCCAAACUGUCUCACAAAUCAUCACUGGUGUUCGUUUUACCUUGAUUGGGGAACAGCUGGAGCUGAUUGAAGUUUUCAAUCACAUUAAAGUAACCUCACGGAAUAUUAGAACGUGCACACACGUGGCAAGACAACUCAACCAAGUACAUAUGUAAAUACUAACUGUCGCUGGUCUGAUUUAAGGUGGUGAAGUCAGAUGGUGGUUUAUGUCUCUUCACUCUGAUGUUAACUGUGACCUGAUGUAAACACGCUGCUCAUCUCGCACUCUGAACGCUGUUUGUUUCUGUCGUUGAUGUCCGAUAAUCCAUCCGGGGUUUCUCGUUUUUAUGAUGCAUAUGUGAAUAUACUUAUUGCUGACAUUCUGUGCCAAAUGUUUGUGAGGGUUUUUUGCCAAUUUGUCAAAACGUUUCUGAUGAACUGAACGUGAAUAAAUCGGGAUCUUAAGGU